Molecule: messenger RNA, 5036 nt
Organism: Ylistrum balloti
Lineage: Eukaryota; Metazoa; Mollusca; Bivalvia; Pectinida; Pectinidae
Product: protein Jumonji-like
Exons: 21
Coding region: 40-4029 (1329 amino acids)
Biological process (GO): chromatin remodeling
Cellular component (GO): nucleus
Molecular function (GO): DNA binding; histone demethylase activity
Source: RefSeq, a predicted model, not a curated record
UGACACCAGUGUGACUUGGUGUGUACACUGAAAUCCAUCAUGGUUGGGAAGAAGCCAUCCACACCUGCUUAUUCCUCAAGGAAAUCUCCUGGAGAACCUGCCUUGGCUCAGAGACUGCGAAGGAACAUAUCACCCAAAAAUUUGGAUUUAACUGCAGGCCUAUCAUGGCGUGAGGAGAGGGAGUUGAAUAAAGCAUUAUAUGCCUCCUUACAAGAGACUAAAAAACUUGCCAUCAAAUCUGAGCUAGAGUCAGAUCCCCCAUUGGUACCUGCAAACAGUAUCCCAAGACGAAACCUCUUGAACAGAGUGUUGCCAAGACGUCAGUCUCCCAGAGCCAGUAAACCUGCUGCACCUUCAAAGUCAAGUGCAGCAACAAUGCAGAGUCCAUCUCUUCCUCCUCCAGCGGACAAAAAGCUCAAGUCUCACCACAGCAUUGCAGGAGAUGAGAGUAGUCAGGACUCCAUGCGAUCAUCAACCACCAGUUGUUCUAACGAUGAUUCCAAAGGCAGGACAAAAGUGAGAGCUCAAAGAAAAUUUGCCCAGAUGCAUGCCUAUGGUAACACUAUGGUCCCAUCACAGCACACACCUGUUAAACACACCAGCAAGACCUCCUCACCCAUCAAAGUCUUCCCGAAGCGAGCCAAGACUGAAGAUUUCCUCACUUUCCUCUGUCUGAGAGGAACACAGGCCCUUCCUCCGCACCUGGACUUUUUCAAUUUCUCCCGAGACGAGGGUGACACUAGCCUGCCACCAACACCACCUAAUCGAGGUCGAGCUUUUGUGCGUGAGAGUUCUCCUUCUUCCAGCAGUACUAGUUGUAGUAAUGUACCCGAUGAUGUGGCAGACUCUCCAGCACCACUGGUUAUGCCACCAAGUGGUCGUGUCACCCCAAGCAGGAAAGCUGCACGUGCAUGUGCAGGCACUCCAGAGACUGCCAGGGGAUUGGCAAGUUUUCCAACCCGACAAGGUCAAAGGUCACGGGCAACUUCGAAGAGAAGAAAUGCAUCACCUGCAGUCACCCCUGCAAAGUGUACUCGAUCCUAUAGAAAUGGAACACCUUCCCCUGUGAAGGGGACACGAGGUAAAGCAAGUCCUGGCAAGAUGACUGAUGCAGAGCGUCUGUGUAUCAAGAGAAAGGCCAUUGCAACUUUGACCUCUUCAAAACUUUCACCAAACCAAAAAAACAGGCGUAAGUCACUGUUUAUAGAUCAGUCAGGAGUGGACGACAAACCAGGAAAUCAACGACAGACCAAGGUAACUGAUGUUUGGGACUCGAGUAGUGUAGUGACUGGUACUAACAGCUGUGGUGAAGAAUCGAGAGAUGGUGAAGGGAUGAAAACUAAAGGACAACGAGAAAAGAACAGACGAACAACAAAACCAACUCCAGAAAAAAUCAUUCAAAAGGGGAGGCAACUCAGUAACGCUAAUAUUGUAAAGAAAAAGAAGAAAUUUAAACCAGCUACUAAAUUUAUUGCACACAGACUUCCUCAGAGAAAAGCAAAACUACGUUGGAACAGUUGUUACCUUGAAGAUGAUGAAUUUGAUCAUGAGGUCAGCUUUGUGUUUAAACAAUCCCCAGAAUCGUAUACAAAUAGGAAACGUAAAUCAGAGCUAGACUCUGAAGGCCCUUCCAGUAGUGCACCUUUAAAGAAAACUAGACUGCAGAAGGUGGAAAAAAAAUCUCAAAAGGCCAAAACUCAUGGAAAAAUUCAAUUACGUCAAGUGAAGAGAAAAGUGAAAACAGAGAAGACAGAGAAUACAAAAGUUUUAGGACAAAAGAAUACUCAAGUAGAAUGUGAUAGUUCAUCUGGGGUUCAUACACGAUCAGGAAUUGUGUUGAGAGCAGAGGGGUGUGUGGAGGAGUCUACUAUCCCAGCCGUCAGUCCAGCUACUGCUGGGAACAAUAAAGGAGUUAUUGAAUCCAGCAAGAAACGAUCUCAAAUCAAACAGAAAAAUAUAAAGGAUGAUGUGAAAUAUAAAAUAGAUCAGAAAAAGAAAUUUGAAUCAUUAUCUCCAACUGAGAAACGGAGAAAACUUUUAGUGAAAGGAGAAAAGGACUCUAAAACAGACAUUUUGAUGUCAGAUUCAGUCAAGCAAGGAUCUCGAAAUUCAGGGUCUGAUUCUGUGAAACAAAAGCGGAAACCCUCAGUGAAGAAAAGGCUGAAAGACAACCUGUCGGUUGACAAGGAAGUGAAACAAGAGCCUUUUCCUGGGCCAGGGCAGCCUGCCAGACUUGUUGAGGCUCCUACAUUUUACCCUAAUGAGGAAGAAUUCUCUGAUCCUAUCAAGUACAUACAGUCUGUCACAAUGGUAGCAGAACCGUAUGGAAUGUGCAAGAUCGUCCCACCACAAAGUUGGAAGUCCGAUAGUAAGAUCAGUGAAGAAUUGCGGUUCACCACACAAAAGCAGUAUAUUCACAAGUUGUAUGAUAGGUUUGGACCCAAUGUGUGUCAACUUAAAGCUAUACAGAAGCAUCUUGACUCUCAUGGUGUGUCAGAGCCAUUUCCAGUCAUUGGAGGUGUAGAGGUGGACAUCUGUAAAUUUUCAGCUGUUAUUCAACACUUGGGAGGCAUGCAGAGUGUUAUUGAAAAGAAGAAAUUAUUGAAAGUUGCAGACAUCAUAGGAAUUCCUAAAUCAGCACAAGAUAGGGGAACUAAACUUUACGAUGCUUACUGUAAGUUCCUUGUCUCUUAUGAUAUGUUGUCUGCAGACAAGAAGCGUAAACUUGAGGAGGAGGUAACAGAAAUGAGGAAAACUAGAAAAGAUAAGACGGAAGAGGAGUGUGUGAUGAAGGGAAAAAACAUGUCCUUGGUAAUGUUCAACAGAGCUGCACGGAACAUCGGUGGGGCAUGGCUGCGAGACUCUUCUUCCAACUCCACUGACAAUGUAGAGAAAGAGUACUGGAAUAUAGUGAAAGGCAGGAAAUCCCAUGUUGUUGUACAUGGUGGUCAUAUAGAUACUCAGGCUCACAGCUGUAACACAUUCUCUUCCAAAAAGGAUAAUCACCACUGCAGCCAUCCAUGGAAUCUCAACAACCUCCCCCACAGUCCUGGCUCUCUGCUGCGUUAUCUUGGACAUGUGUCUGGAGUGACUGUACCUACACUUCACAUGGGGAUGGCCUUCACUACCUCCUGCUGGUCAACUGACAUUCAUAGACUGCCUUAUGUCCAGUAUCUACACACAGAGGCAGACACGAUCUGGUAUGCUGUGCCUGGACAGAUAGAAGAGACCUUUAAAUCUGCUAUGAGAAGUCUUGUACCUACAUUGGUGAAUGAUGACCCUCACUGGCUGCGGGAGGACACAGUCAUGGUGGAUCCAGAUGAUCUCACAGCUAAUGGUGUAGCGGUCAGUAGGUGUAUCCAGAGACCUGGUCAGUUUGUCAUAGUGUUCCCACGCUGUUACACAUCAACAAUCAGCUGUGGCUAUUCCCUGGCUGAGUCCGUCCACUAUGCAACACCAAGUUGGUUAGAGGCUGGGCAUAGAGCCACAAAGGCAUUGAAUGAUAGUUUUGAAACUGAAAUGUUUUCCAUGGACGAGUUGUUGACAAGGAUAGCAGAAGAUCCGACAACUCCUGUUGGUGUCCUGGCAUCAAUGUUACCAUGGUUACAGAAAGUCAUUGAUCGAGAGCUUAAUAACCGACAGCAGUUGUUUGAUGCAGGACUUAAGUCAUCCAAGCGUAUGUGUACCAGCGGAAAUCUACCGCACGCCUCUUCAAGGGGGGCAUGUCAGGUGGAGGAAAUCAUAACAACAUGUGACGUGUCAAAGAAGAUCUGCUACCUGUCAUUGGUUUUGAAUGAAGUUGAUGACCUGGCUUUCUCAUUAGAACAUGGAUUAUCUCAUGUGCAGAAAAAACGCAACAUAAGGUCGUGUAAACUGAUGUACCGACAUACAGAGGAGGAACUUAAGAAACUAUUAAGAGAUGUGAAGGAACGACUCAAUACUCAACACAUCAGUACUGGCUUGAACGAAUCUGCAGAGGGAAGCUCACCACGCAGGAAACAGCCCCGCAAAGUGGAGCACAAGAGCUGAUACAAACAGAAUGACAGAAAAAAAUAAUUUUUGUUUGUUAUGAUUAGUUCAGCAUUGUUAUCAUCGACCUUGUGUACAGUGAAACAUCCAGUCUGGAUGCAAAGUUAAAACUCAUCACAACUAAAGAGGUUUAAUAGUGUUAAAAAGUUAAGUUACCGCAUUGAUACCAAAAACUGUUUCCUAUUUUACUUUUUUUUCUCUUGAAUUUUGUUAAUGAACCAAUGCUAAUCCAUUAAGACCUUAACUAGAAGUGUGUUGCUGAACUGAUGUCAACACAUCAAGAUCUUAAGCUGAGGUGUGUUGCUGAAAUGAUGUGAACACUUUAAGACCUUAAGCUGAGGUGUGUUGCUGAAAUGAUGUGAACACUUUAAGACCUUAAACUGGAGUGUGUUGCUGAAAUGAUGUUAACACUUUAAGACCUUAAGUUGGGGUAUGUUGCUGAAAUGAUGUUAACACUUUAAGACUUUAAACUGGAGUGUGUUGCUGAAGUGAUGUUAACACUUUAAGACUUUAAACUGGAGUGUGUUGUGUAACCUGAUAUUUCUGUAUGCCAAUAAUGGCAUUGUUAUUGAUAAUGAGACUGAAAUCCUUCAUGAUUAAUGUGUGAGACGUCAGAUAGAAUAUGGUGUUAUUUAUUUAACAAUUUGUUGAAACGUGAUUUUUGUAUAAAUCUAAGAAAUAUGUCUAUCAAACCUACAUGUAAUAUUAGUAAAACACUUUCUUGAUUGUAAAUAUCAACUAUCUGUACUCCGAAGAUAGCCUCCAUUACACUGAAAACUGUACCUGGUUUAUAAAUCAUGGAUUUAACUACAUCUGUGUGCUGGAUGCUGUGAUUUGUUGCUUAAAACUUCUACUAAUAUUCUAAUAAUAGCGGAAUACUUAAAAACAAAGAACACUUUACAGUGGACUUGGAUGAUUGAGUAACUGUUAAACUAGUUGAUUUUGAGGGAUUCUGUUUGUUCUGUUUGUCACUCUUUUCAUGGUUGGAAUAGAAUUGUGCAACCCCC